UGCGCACACAGGCAGCGCUGUCCGACUUAAAAACAGCUGGGCUCUUGUGUGCGUUCCCAAAGAAACGUGGGACCGCAAAGCGAUGGAGACACAACAAGGAUUUAGAUACGGAUUAUAGCGGUUUCACAGACGUGCGAAAUAAGAAAACGCAGGAGGAUUAGUGACACGCGUGAAGUGGAGCAAAAUAGCGAAAAGAGAGUGAGAUGCGGCUCGCUUCAGAUGAGAGAGAUGCUUGUUGCGACUGCUCGUGCUCGUCAAGACGAGUCUCAAAACACGAGCACAUCUGAAGAUUCGCAAUGCGUGCGCAUUGUUGCUUUUGUAUGCUGUCGUUUACUUUAUUCUUCAUUGCCAGGAGGUAAAGGAGGUUCCCAUGAAGUCUUUGAGCCAUAAGAGCUCCGAGUACAUCUAAGCACAAGUACCUGUGUCAUCAAGAGAUGUAGCGGUACAGAGUUUUUGCCUAAUCCUCUCACAGGUAAACGGCAGGAUAUUUCGCCGGAGGAGUUUUUAAAAAGGAUGUGAAUACGGAAUCAGUGGUAGAGCUUUCUGGAGAAUUAAUCUUGUGGAUUUGCCGUCCUUUUUCUUUUUGGAACAAUGGCAGCAUAAAACUGUAGGACUGAUAACUGUAUUGCAAGGAAGGCAACAUGGCAAAACCCUUCUAUAGGCUUCAACGCUUCCUGCGACGAACUCAGUUGAUCUUAUUGUUCCUCGGUGUAGCCUACAUUAUGGCAGGAAGUGUCCUUCUUCUCCAGAGACAUGGAUUGGUGGUGUCACAACGUGGGACGAGCAGUUAUUUUCUGUUGCCGUCUUUGCCCUCUCCUCCCCGGUCCCUAGAAGCCCCAGCUUUACGGACAGGUUACGGCAUAAUGGGUCCACGGCUUACCGUAAAGGGAAUGAGUUACAAAGGCGGUCUGUCAGAAGACAACGCUGGACCGCAGUGGCUGAUCUCACGAAACCAGGAGAUCAGACACUUGAGACGCCGCUGGUUCCACAGCCUGAUGUCCGAACAGGAACUGUCCAGAGUUGAGAAAGUAACUCCAAAGAGGAAAAUCAGACACAAAGGCACAUAUGUCGGCUGCUUUCUGGAUGAUGCCAAGGACCGGGCUCUCAAAGGAAUGUUUUUUUAUGACUUCAGAAAAAUGACCAGCACCUUGUGUCAGGACACCUGCACAGAAAGCGGGUACCAGUUUGCUGGCCUUGAAUAUGGGUCCGAGUGUUACUGUGGCAACCGCAUCACAAGUGCUCGGAUGAAAGAGGAGGAGUGCAAUUUGGAUUGCAAAGGCGAGAAAGGCUCCAUCUGUGGAGGUGUGUCUCGUCUGACUGUUUACAAGGUGGAGGAAGUUCAUCCUGGCCAGAGGAGAUAUAGAAAUGUUCGCUAUCGUGGUUGCUUCAGAAAGCCUGAUGACACAGCAGCCGCUUCUCUGGUCCAUGUGGUCCAGCCCAACCUCACUUCCCAGUGGUGCAUCAAGACCUGCAUGGAUCAGGAGUUUCCUCUAGCUAUGAUCAGAAACCCAGACUGUUACUGUGGCUUUGCCACCCCUCACUUUACUCUCCACAAGCCGGUGAAAGAGGAGCUGUGUGUCGUGGAUAACAUCAGUAUAUCCACACAGAAUUCCCAACAGCUCUUCCUCCAGGUCUAUCAAACACCCGUUCAAGAUUCUAGAUGCACAGAAAAGACAUUUCUGCCGGAGAAGUCAAGCUCAGUGGUGGCAUUAUCCAGUUUUCCUGGGGCUGGGAACACCUGGGUCCGGCAUCUGAUCGAGCUUGCCACAGGCUACUACACAGGCAGUUACUACUUCGAUGGCACGCUCUACAACAGAGGCUUCAAAGGUGAGAAAGAUUACUGGAAGAGCGGAAGAACCAUCUGCGUAAAGACGCAUGAGAGCGGCCAGCGGGAUAUAGAAAUGUACGACUCGGCAAUCGUGUUGAUAAGAAACCCCUACCGCUCGCUCAUGGCCGAGUUCAACCGCAAGUGUGCCGGACACCUCGGUUAUGCCUCUGAUCAGCACUGGAAGAGCAAAGAAUGGCCAGAGUUUGUGGGAAGUUAUGCAUCCUGGUGGGCUUCUCACGUACUGGACUGGCUGCGUUACGGAAAAAGACUCCUGGUGGUCCAUUACGAGGAAUUGCAGGAAUCGCUGGUGCCCACGCUACGAACCAUCACGUCGUUCCUCAACGUCAGCGUCAGUGAGGAACGUCUCCUCUGUGCCGAGUGCAACAAGGAUGGGCAUUUCAAGCGCUCUGGUGCGCGGCGACCCACCUUCGACCCUUUCACCCCAGAUAUGAAGCGGUUGAUUGACGGUUACAUCGGCGCUGUGGACCAGGCCCUGAGAGCUAGCAACCAUACUGGAUUACCACAGGAGUAUCUUCCAAGAUGAUUAACCCAGAAUUAGAGCUAUUUCACAUUCGGGGCCUGAAACUACGAUGUCCAAGACAAGUGUUGGAGUUCAAGUAAUGGGGAAAUAGUGCUGUUCUUAGAUCAAAUACUGUGGUGAAUAAUUGCGAAGAUUAGCUCUAACAAAGGAAGAACAUCUUAGUUUGGUGUUAAAUGUAAAGUUUUUUAUGCAUUUGGAGUGAAACUUAUCUAGUUUGUUACUAAUACACUUCAACUACAAGUCAACGGGAGGAAGUUAUUGCCUUUAAACUAAUCAGAUGUGUCUACAAUAAUAGAAAUGUUAUAUUUUACCACAAUAACAUAAAAUACCAUUUCAUUACUGUAGUAAACAUUGACUACUGUAUUUAAGAGGAGAUUUGAACUAUGAUUGAAUGCUUAACAUGUUUCUGAGCAUUUCAACGGCGAUAUCUUGAACACUAGGAUUGUAGUAACCUAACAACAUAGUGGAUGACGAGGAUGUCAUCAUCGCAUAUUCAGGAUUGGUAUGGAAGCCAUAUUGUGUAUGGAAGACAUAUUUAACUCUUUCCCCGCCAUUGACGAGUUAUCUCGGCAAUUAAGAGAAAACGUUUUUCUGCCAAUGACGCUUCCCUGACGAGUUUUUACGGUUAUCUGUAAUUCCGCUAUUAUCCAUUAGAUGGCGCUCUUCUCCAAUUUAUAAAAAUCUGAAGCAAAUACGAGUCCAACAACAUUUUAAACUCUGUGUAUGUUUUGAUCUCCGUUCUGAAUCUAAACUCAACAAAAUUCAGCUUUUUACUAAAUAUUUUGUAUUUUUGAAGAAACCUACCCAUAUUUAAGAGGUUUUGUUCGUUUCCUGUUUUGUUUGUUUGAAAGCAGGCGCUCCGUUUUUAAUUGAUAUACUGUAUUUGUAUGUUUAUAUAUUUAUAGAAGAACAUUUUCCUGGAAAGCAUUUUGUGAAACUUUGUGAAAAAUCACAAAAAAUAGGGCUGUCAAAAGAUUAAUCAUGAUUAAUUCCAUACAAAAUAAACGUUUGUGUUUGCAUAAUAUACAGGGUUCCUACGGGUCCUUGAAAUACUUGAAAGUUUGUGAAUCUGGGUGAAAAAAUUCAAGGCUCUGGAAAGUUUUUGAAUAUAUACAUGGA
This is a messenger RNA of Misgurnus anguillicaudatus (oriental weatherfish), 3488 nucleotides long. It is a transcript of the gene wscd1a, whose product is annotated as sialate:O-sulfotransferase 1. NCBI's taxonomy places the organism in Eukaryota, Metazoa, Chordata, Actinopteri, Cypriniformes, Cobitidae. The record is from RefSeq and is a predicted model, not a curated record. Gene Ontology annotation, molecular function: sulfotransferase activity.